This is a messenger RNA of Callorhinus ursinus (northern fur seal), 1444 nucleotides long. It is a transcript of the gene SLC17A2, whose product is annotated as solute carrier family 17 member 2. Gene Ontology annotation, cellular component: apical plasma membrane. The record is from RefSeq and is a predicted model, not a curated record. NCBI's taxonomy places the organism in Eukaryota, Metazoa, Chordata, Mammalia, Carnivora, Otariidae. Gene Ontology annotation, molecular function: transmembrane transporter activity. Gene Ontology annotation, biological process: transmembrane transport; monoatomic anion transport.
AUGGACAAGAAGUCUUCCACCAAGAAAGGUCCAGAGUUCUGUUCCUUACGCUAUGGACUGGCUCUCAUCAUGCACUUCUCAAACUUCACCAUGAUAACCCAGCGUGUGAGUCUGAGCAUUGCAAUCAUUGCCAUGGUGAACAGCACUCAGCAGCAUGGUCUGCCCAAUGCCUCCACAGAAGGACCUCUUGCAGACACCCUCAACAACCCCAGCAGAUCCAUGAAGGAAUUUAAUACAGGGGCCUCUGUAUAUGAAUGGAGCCCAGAGACUCAGGGUAUCAUCUUUAGCUCCAUCAGCUAUGGGAUAAUAGUGACUCUGAUCCCAAGUGGAUAUUUAGCAGGGAUAUUUGGAGCAAAGCAGAUGCUUGGUGCUGGUCUGCUGAUCUCCUCUCUUCUCACCCUCUUUAUGCCGUUGGCUGCUGACUUCGGAGUGAUUUUGGUUAUUGUGAUUCGGACAAUCCAGGGCAUGGCCCAGGGAAUGGCAUGGACAGGUCAGUUUACAAUUUGGGCCAAGUGGGCUCCCCCACUUGAACGGAGCAAGCUCACCAGCAUCGCGGGCUCAGGGGCAGCGUUUGGGUCCUUCAUCAUCCUCUGCGUGGGGGGCCUAAUCUCACAGGCCUUGGGCUGGCCUUUUAUCUUCUACAUCUUUGGUAGCAUUGGCUGUGUCUGCUGUCUCCUGUGGUUCACGGUGAUUUAUGAUGACCCCAUGCAUCACCCAUGCAUAAGUGUCCGGGAAAAGGACUACAUCGUGGCCUCACUGGCUCAACAGUCCAGUUCUCCUAGACGAUCUGUCCCCAUAAAGGCUAUGGUCAGAUGCCUACCACUUUGGGCCAUUUUCACGGGGUUUUUCAGCCAUUUCUGGUUAUGCACCAUAAUCAUAACAUACCUGCCGACGUACAUCAGCUCUGUGCUCCACGUGAACAUCAGAGAUAGUGGGGUUCUGUCCUCCCUGCCCUUCAUUGCUGCUUCGAGCUGUACGAUUCUAGGAGGCCAGUUGGCAGACUUCCUUCUGUCCAGGAACCUUCUCAGAUUAAUCACUGUACGAAAACUCUUCUCAUCUCUAGGGCUCCUCCUUCCAUCGCUAUGUGCCGUGGCCUUGCCCUUCGUGGCUUCUAGUUAUGUGACAACCAUUAUUUUGCUGAUACUCAUUCCUGGGACCAGCAACCUGUGUGAUUCGGGGUUCAUCAUCAACACCUUAGAUGUCGCCCCCAGGUAUGCAAGCUUCCUCAUGGGAAUCUCAAGGGGAUUUGGGCUCAUCGCAGGAAUCAUCUCCUCCACGGCCACAGGAUUCCUUAUCAGUCAGGAUUCUGUGUCUGGAUGGAGGAAUGUCUUUUUCCUGUCCGCUGCCGUCAACAUGUUUGGCAUGUUUUUUUACAUCACAUUUGGACAAGUAGAAAUCCAGGACUGGGCCAAAGAGAAGACCCUCACCCGCCUCUGAGGAUAUU